CGUUAAAGUCUAAUAACCUUAGAUAGACUUUGGUAAUUUCACCAGAUAUAAAAACUAAUAAGUUUAGUAGCCUAUAGUACCAAGUACCAAUCCAAUUACAGACACUGGAAAAAAACUAAAAACUCAGCAGACACAAACAUGCACUUCUAGACCUCUACUGGGAAACCUCUCUCUACGUCUACAUUUUUUUGUCUUUUGAAAUCUGAGAAUAAUAUACAGGCGUCUUUUUGCGGUAUGCGGGGGAUGCUCCGUAGUGGCUAAUUACAGCGGACAGCGUGAGCUUAGUGCCACAUCACAGUACGAACUGCACGUAUGGCACACAACCAAAGAUGAAGAUGAUCUCCACACUCUUCGCGUUAAGUAUUGUAUCUGCUCUUGUUUGGUGCGCGCCGCCGCCAUGCGAACCCGAAGACCGCCGACUAGGAAGAUGCCAGACUACGCCAGAAGAUAAAGGCACGUGCACAGACAUGGUGCUAGGCUACUGCGAAGACAUGCCCUACAAGAAGAUCACCUUCCCCAACCUCCUGGACCACCGGGGGCGCCACGAGGCGGAGACAGGGGCCGAGUAUCUGCUCCUGAGCGUGGUGCACUCCCUGCUCCGGGGCGAGUGCUCCCCGGACAUCCGUAUGCUGGGCUGCUCCGUGCUGGCGCCCCGCUGUCAGGAUGGGCGCACGCUCAAGCCGUGCCGCAGCACGUGCGAGGCCGUGCGACGGGGCUGCGAGCACGCCUUCGAGGGCAUCGACAUGGCCUGGCCAUACUUCCUGGACUGUGACCGCUUCUUCGGCAGCGAGGAGGAGGGCUGCUAUGACCCCUUGGAGACCCUCAGAGCCCAGCAGGAAGUUGCUGUGGCUGAGAUCUCACCUGAGGGGCCGUCCACCGUCAUCCAGUUCACCUAUCAAUCCAACGCGCAGAUGUUCAGCAUCCUGAAGAAGACGGCUACGAAGUGCUCCGACAUCUCCAGGACGUACAGCAUCGGCCGCAGUGUCGAGGGGAAGGACCUCCUGGUCAUCGAGUUCUCCAACAAUCCCGGACAGCACGAUAUUCUGGAGCCAGAGAUGAAAUUUGUGGGCAACAUGCAUGGGAAUGAGGUACUGGGUAGGCAGCUGCUCAUCUACCUGGCCCAGUACCUGUGCUCUGAGUACCAACUGGGCAACGAGCGGAUCCAGACGCUGAUCAACACCACCCGCAUCCACAUCCUGGCCUCCAUGAACCCCGAUGGCUACGGGCUGGCGGCCGCAGAGGUAGAGGAUAGCAAUGAGCCAGAGAACCAGGAAGGUCCGGUCUAUAACGGAUGGAUCAGUGGGCGUGGGAAUGCCCAGAGCAUAGACCUAAACCGGAACUUCCCCGACCUGACGUCCAUCCUCUACGGUCGCCGUAGAAACAAGUAUUACCGCACGGACCACAUCCCGAUCCCAGACUCUUACUGGUUUGGUAAGGUUGCCCCGGAGACGUAUGCAGUGAUGAAAUGGAUACGGUCCAUCCCAUUCGUGCAGUCGGCUAGCCUGCACGGCGGGGAGCUGGUUGUCUCGUAUCCGUUCGAUUUGUCCAAGCAUCCUCACGAAGAGAAGAUGCUGUCACCCACCGCGGAUGAGCAGGUAUUCAGGCAGAUGGCUAGGACUUACGUGGACAACCACCCGACCAUGGGGGACAGAGACACGGAGCGAUGCGGGGCCUCCUUCAUCAGCAAAGGAGGCAUCAUUAACGGAGCACUGUGGUACAGCUUUGCUGGAGGAAUGUCCGACUUCAACUACCUUCACACAAACUGCUUCGAGGUGACGGUGGAGCUCGGCUGUGACAAGUUCCCUUCUGAAGAGGAGCUUUAUCCCGAAUGGAAGCGCAACAAAGAGUCGCUGCUGAGCUUCAUCGAGUCGGUCCACAGAGGCAUAAAGGGGAUAGUAAAGGAUGUGAAUGGAAACGGAAUCAAGGGCGCGCGGAUAUCAGUCAAGGGAAUACGGCACGACAUCACAACCGCGGAAGACGGGGACUACUGGAGGCUGUUAAAUCCAGGCAUCCACAUCCUCACCGCCUCCGCCCCGGGCUACACGAGGGUGAUGAAGAAGGUCCACCUUCCUCGGCGCAUGCAGAAGGCUGGCCGCGUGGACUUCGUGCUGAGGAAACUCGCCCGGGCAGCCCCCGCGGACAUCUACAGCUUCCCCUCGGUGGACAACUACGACCGCUUUGACCCCUACAACCAGUUUGAGCGCUACACCUUGAGCGAGCUGGGGGAGAAUGGCGAGGAGAGGCAGGAGAAGCCAUGGUGGUGGAACUACUUCAUUCACUCUGGCGUUGCUGCCCCCACUUGGCUGCUCAAGAAUUAUUAGACCUACGGAGAAAUUCAGGGGUACCUCUCAGCACAGAACCGAGCUCCAUUUGCUCCUUAUCAGGUCACAAGGACCUUCGCUCCUGAUCAUGGUGUGAUAGUGUAUGCCAGAGUCCACAUGUCACCAGUCCCAUAAUGCAUUUCAGGUCACAAAGCAAACGUUUUGUUUAGCAUCCAAUAAAAUAACAGUAAGGACAUUAAAUUCCGUUUACCAAAGAAAACCACUAAGCAAGUGUCCUUAACAAUUGGGAUGGCUACUAACAGUAAUCGUGUGCAGUCAGAUUUUUUAUUUCUUUUUUUUGGG
Molecule: messenger RNA, 2624 nt
Organism: Paramormyrops kingsleyae
Lineage: Eukaryota; Metazoa; Chordata; Actinopteri; Osteoglossiformes; Mormyridae
Gene: cpz
Product: carboxypeptidase Z
Biological process (GO): protein processing; peptide metabolic process
Molecular function (GO): zinc ion binding; protein binding; metallocarboxypeptidase activity
Source: RefSeq, a predicted model, not a curated record